Messenger RNA from Egretta garzetta (little egret), 2166 nucleotides. It is a transcript of the gene TET3, whose product is annotated as tet methylcytosine dioxygenase 3. The transcript is spliced from 12 exons. The record is from RefSeq and is a predicted model, not a curated record. NCBI's taxonomy places the organism in Eukaryota, Metazoa, Chordata, Aves, Pelecaniformes, Ardeidae. Bases 1 to 2166 code for a protein of 721 amino acids. Gene Ontology annotation, cellular component: nucleus. Gene Ontology annotation, molecular function: DNA 5-methylcytosine dioxygenase activity. Gene Ontology annotation, biological process: oxidative demethylation; positive regulation of transcription by RNA polymerase II.
AUGGGUGGAGGAGCAUCCCGGGAGCUGCGGCCCAUUGCAAAUGCUACGCUGGAAGCCGUUGCGUAUAACGCCAUUGCAUUUAAGCCCUUGCACUUAACGCCGUCGCGUCCGUCUAAAGCUGUUGCGCUUAAAGCUCUUGCAUCCAACACCGUUGCAUUUCAAGCCGUCGCGCUUAACGCCGUUGCAGUUAAAGCCCUUGCACCCGGACCCAAAAGUUUUUCAUUCUCGCCGGGGAAGGGUCCGCUUUCGGAGCCCCCUUUCACCGCCCGGUCCCCCAAACAGAUCAAAAUCGAGUCUUCUGGUGCUAUCACCGUGGUGUCGACCACGUGCUUUUACUCUGAGGAAAGCCAAAACCCGGACGCGGAUGACGCCGACGGGACGCCCACCAAGGACGAGGUGCCGCUGACGCCCACCCUGAGCGGCUUUUUGGAAUCACCGCUGAAAUACCUGGACACGCCAACCAAAAGCCUCCUGGACACCCCGGCCAAGCGGGCGCAAGCGGAGUUCCCCACCUGCGACUGCGUUGAGCAAAUUGUGGAGAAGGACGAGGGGCCGUAUUACACCCACCUGGGCUCGGGACCCACCGUGGCGUCCAUCAGGGAGCUCAUGGAGGAACGGUACGGCGAGAAGGGCAAGGCCAUCCGCAUCGAGAAGGUCAUCUACACGGGGAAGGAGGGGAAGAGCUCCCGGGGCUGCCCCAUCGCCAAGUGGGUGAUCCGGAGACACAACCAAGAGGAGAAACUGCUGUGCCUGGUGCGGCACCGGGCCGGCCACCACUGCCAGAACGCCGUCAUCAUCAUCCUGAUCCUGGCCUGGGAGGGCAUCCCCCGCACGCUGGGCGACACGCUGUACCAGGAGCUCACCGACACCCUCACCAAGUACGGCAACCCCACCAGCCGCCGCUGCGGCUUGAACGACGACCGGACCUGCGCAUGCCAAGGCAAGGACCCCAACACCUGCGGCGCUUCCUUCUCCUUCGGCUGCUCUUGGAGCAUGUAUUUUAAUGGCUGCAAAUACGCCCGGAGCAAAACUCCCCGCAAGUUCAGGCUGGUGGGGGACAAUCCCAAAGAGGAAGAGCUGCUCCGGAAAAGCUUUCAGGACUUGGCCACUGAGGUUGCUCCGCUUUACAAGAGGCUGGCGCCGCAAGCCUACCAAAACCAGGUUACCAACGAGGACGUAGCGAUAGACUGCCGGCUGGGCUUGAAGGAGGGGAGGCCGUUCUCGGGAGUGACGGCGUGCAUGGACUUCUGCGCUCAUGCUCACAAAGAUCAGCAUAACCUCUACAACGGCUGCACGGUGGUCUGCACGCUGACAAAGGAAGACAAUCGCGUGGUGGGGAAAAUCCCUGAAGAUGAGCAGCUGCACGUCCUCCCCCUCUACAAGAUGUCCAGCACGGAUGAAUUUGGCAGCGAGGAGAACCAAAACGCCAAGGUGGGCAGCGGGGCCAUCCAGGUGCUCACGUCCUUCCCCCGUGAGGUCCGCAAGCUGCCUGAGCCUGCCAAGUCCUGCCGGCAGAGGCAGCUGGAAGCGAAGAAAGCUGCCGCGGAGAAGAAGAAGCUGCAGAAAGAGAAGUUGAUGACGCCGGAGAAGAUCAAGCAGGAAGCGCUCGAGCUCCCCACCCUCCAGCAAAAUGCAGGUAUGGCGUUGAAAAGCGGGCUGCCCCCGCAGCCGCUGAAACCUUCCAUCAAGGUGGAGCCGCAGAGCCAUUACAACGCCUUCAAGUACAACGGCAACGCGGUGGUGGAGAGCUACUCGGUGCUGGGGAGCUGCCGGCCCUCCGACCCGUACAGCAUGAACAGUGUUUACUCUUACCAUUCCUACUAUGCACAGCCCAAUCUGCCUUCCGUGAACGGGUUUCACUCCAAGUUCGCGCUUCCCUCCUUCGGGUAUUACGGCUUUUCCAGCAACCACGUGUUCCCCUCGCAGUUUCUGAAUUACGGGGCGCCCGAGAGGAGCGGAAGCAGCUGGGUGAGCAACGGCUACGAGAAGAAGCCCGACGUCCCGGCGUUGCAGGAGAACCUCAACCACGCCUACGGGAACGCCGAUUUCCCCGAGCCCAUCCCGCACAGCGUCCGGAGCAAAACCCACCACCAGCGCACCUACGAGCGGGCUAACCGCUAUGCCAGCCAGCAGAAAGUGACGGGCCCCUACAGCCGCUGGAUCUGA